This is a messenger RNA of Metarhizium brunneum ARSEF 3297, 1044 nucleotides long. RefSeq names its product Mitochondrial amidoxime-reducing component 1 (gene MTARC1). Gene Ontology annotation, molecular function: pyridoxal phosphate binding; catalytic activity; molybdenum ion binding. NCBI's taxonomy places the organism in Eukaryota, Fungi, Ascomycota, Sordariomycetes, Hypocreales, Clavicipitaceae. The record is from RefSeq and is a predicted model, not a curated record.
AUGAAGGUCACAUCGAUAUAUGUUUAUCCUAUCAAAGCCCUUCGUCCAAUUCGCCUCGACGAUGCCCGUCUCACCCCCCAGGGCGUCCAGUAUGACCGACGCUUCAUGAUUUGUCGCGCCGACGACACAGACCCUUCCAAGCUCACCAAGGUCCAAAUUGACAAGGUUUACCAGUGCGGCUUGUUCAAGCAGGAGAUUGUAGGCGACAGCGUUCACGUCUCGUAUCUGACUCCCGAGGACCCUGUCGUUGCUGCGCAUCCGAUGCAAAAUGAGGUCCUGGAGGUCCCGCUGAGCCCCGACACAUCUGAUCUAGAGACGGUAGAUGUCGACUUACACCUGAGCAUGGUCACUGCGUAUCGAAUGGGCGCCCGCUACGACGACUGGUUCACGGCCUGCUUCGGAUUCAAAGCCGUAUUGAUCUAUAUCGGGGACGGAAGGCGGCCAGUCCUCGGAACCUAUGCUCCCCAAACAGACGGCCCACCUCAGCAAAGAGGUUGGCUAUCCUCCAUAUCCGGCUACGUAGCUGGGACAUCGAGGCCCGCCAAGGACAAGCCGUGGCUUGCCUUCUCAGACCUGGCCCCCUUUCUCGUCGCCUCUGAAAAGUCCCUUGCCAACGUCAAGGCCAGAAUGCCCUCAAGCGACGUCGCAAUCACAGCCUUCCGACCCAAUAUUGUCGUCGACGGAGAAGCAGACUUUGACGAAGAUUUCUGGGCCGAACUCUCCGCCAACGACCAGCCGUUCCUCACCCUGACCAAGAUGUGUAACCGCUGCCCGUCCCUCAACGUGGACUACGACACCGGCAAAAUAGCCGAGGGCGAGAGAGGCACGGUCCUCAAGAAGCUCAUGUCCGACCGACGGGUAGACACAGGUGCCAAAUACAACCCCGUCUUCGGAAAAUACGGCUUCCUGAACGAAGGACAAGAGAACAUGGUCCUUGCCGUAGGCGACGAAAUCACCGUCACCAAACGCGCCGACGAACGACCUAUUUUUGACUGGCCCCUGCGAGCACGGGGUGCCCAGCCGCAGUUCUAUCAAACGUCCUAA